CAUUUCCCAGAUUGCCCCCAAUCCGUCCGUGGCCGCGCGUCCGCCGGUGGCCGGGGGUUCUAAUCCGACCGAUUCCCAGCCCCAAUUCCUCGCUGGAAGACCCCGCAGCUCCACGACAGCGCGGGCAGACAUGGCGCCCGUGCUACCUGCGCCGGCGGCGGCCCCUCCCUCCUUCUGCCGCGUCUCUCUCCCGGCCCGCAGCGCCUUCCCCUCCCCCUCCCCCUCCCCCGUCAGAAACAACCUUCGCAGGUUUGCGGCCAGGAGCGGCGGCGGCGGCGGGCGUCCCGAGCCCAAAGCAGGUGACGAUGAGAGCAAGGCCGUCCUCGACGCCUUCUUCCUCGGGAAGGCCCUGGCGGAGGCGCUGACGGAGAGGGCCGAGUCGGUGGUGGGCGAGGUGUUCAGCGUCGUCGGGCAGUGGCAGGCGGAGCAGCAGAAGCAGGUCCAGGAAUUCCAGGAGGAAGUAGUUCAGAGAGCCCAAAAGGCCAAGGAAAGAGCUGCUGAGGAGGUCGUUGAUGAUAAUAAGGGGCCAAAGACUCUAAAGGGACCUUCAACAACCAUUGUGACGCCUGCACCUACAUCCCCUACUUCUCCUACCAUUCCCACACAGGGAGAAUAGUUAUAAGCGGCGAUGAAGAGUUAGUGCUUCAUGUAGACUCACUUUUGUGCUCCAAGAAAGCGAAGAAAUUCUCCUAUGAGAUAUGUAUUGAUCAAGUUGUCCUUUCUUUGAUAGUGAAUAUCCAGCAUGUCAACUAGAAAAAUCUAUGGUACAAGUUCACAGAUGAAUGGAAUAAAAUCUGCUUCCUCCA
Molecule: messenger RNA, 806 nt
Organism: Hordeum vulgare subsp. vulgare (domesticated barley)
Lineage: Eukaryota; Viridiplantae; Streptophyta; Magnoliopsida; Poales; Poaceae
Exons: 3
Coding region: 131-616 (161 amino acids)
Biological process (GO): thylakoid membrane organization
Cellular component (GO): chloroplast thylakoid membrane
Source: RefSeq, a predicted model, not a curated record